AGCAGUUCAUUGCUCCGUGCGCCUUUCCUUCUGUUGGGCCGCUUUGCAGUGAAACAGUGCCAUCGGGGAGCACGGCAUUGCUGUCAGCGCCGCUGUUUUAUGUUCGGGUGCUGGUUGUGCAGCGUUCUUCCACCGUCUCGACGAAGCGAGUUCGCUUUCUGGAGCCGAGCGAACCGAGGCGGCGGCCCUGUGAGCGUACUGCGGCUCCUUUGUUCCUCUUCGUCGCCGUUCCUCCCUCUCUGUUGUUGGCCUCGAUGCGACCAGCCGAUGGGAGCACCGUCGCUCGACCGUGCACCCCCGCGCCGUGGUCGCGUGCUUGGCUGUGCACUGCGCACAUCGUUGUGGGGGAAAAAGCGGCCGAGGCGGAUGCGUCCCGCGGUCUGCCUCGCCAGCUGAUGCACCCGCUGUUUCGCACGAAGCCGAGGACGCGCGGUUUCACGAGCGCGCUGACCUCGCUUGUCGGCACCACCGCGAGGACGUUCUCGGAACGUAUGGACUUGUCCCUUCCGUCCACCUCGACUUGUGGUGCCACUGCCAUCUCGUGCAAGGCUCCCACCGCUUCCCCAGCUGCCCUGACUGAGUGCGUCCAGCUACGCCCUCUCUUCUGCACCCUGUCGCCUGAGACGGAGCGUGGGGGCGAGCUGCCCGAGGAGGUAGCCAGUGGGGACAUGGGUCUCCCCGAGGAGGACACUGCACUCUGGCCUGUCCAAGAGGAAGGGGGCCCGCUGUCGCCUCUGUUCAGCAGCCUGCAGGAUGCACCUCUGGCACCACACAACGACCACACGCCACCCACUCCUAAGGGAGGCUUGCUGGCGUCGGAACAGGCCAUUCCAUCGGUGCGGGGAGUGUGUGGCUUACGCAACCUGGGCAACACAUGCUUUAUGAAUGCGGGCCUCCAGUGCCUGCUGAGCAAUGGCCGUCUAGUCUCCUACUUCUUGGCUCGCUCUGGGGAGGAGGAUGCAGGGGAGAGAGGAGAGGAUGAGGACUCCCUGACAUCUCAGCUUGCACAUCUUCUGCGGCAGGUGUGGAGCGGCAGCUACUCGUGUCUGCGGCCGGCCCCUUUCAAGGAGGCCCUGGCACAGGCCUGCCCCCAAUUCAGCGACUGCCGCCAGCACGACUGCCAGGAGUUUCUGACGCUGCUUUUGGACACACUACAUGAACAGACCAACCGGGCUGGCCGGGACUCGAGAGGUUCCCCUUUGCAGGGCAGUGGCAGUGAGUCUUCAACUAGUUCCUGGGAAGCAGCCGUGCCUCUCCGAGGCCGCCACCUACCAGUUGAGCCGUGCGGUGGUAGCAAGUACUCGGAGGCCGAGGAAAGUGCAGUGGUUGGGGAGGUGCGGCCAGACAGCCCUACUGCAGCCAUUGCAGUAUCUGCCUGCAAGGCUCCCAAGGAGGGCAUCUUAGUGAAUGGCCGCUGCUCACCCCCACUGGCCAAGCGUCCCCGCUUGGAUGAAGGACCGAAAAGUGACGAGCAGGAGCGGCGUGCCCAGGAGGCUUGGGAUGAGUACACAGCCCGCAACCAGUCCGUGGUUGUCGACACCUUCCAGGGCCAGUUCCGGAGCACGGUGGUGUGCUCCGAGUGUGGCCACGUGUCGGUGACCUACGAGCCGUUUAUGUACCUUCCCCUUCCUCUGCCUCAUGCUAUGGAGAGGCAGAUCGAGGUGACAUACGUGCCCCUGGGUGGGGGUGAUCCGGUACCCCACCGGGUGCGGGUGCCCAAGCACGAGAAGGUGCGCUGCGUGGUGGAGGUCCUGACGUCCCAGCUGGAGGAGCCGCCCCCGCAUGGCAUGGCCCUUGCUGAGCUGGCACACAACGGCCAGAUGGUGCAGCGCAUCCUGGACGAGGACAUGGCUGUGCGGUGUAUUGGGGAAGGUGACCGAGAAGUCUUUGCCUUUGCGCUUGGACCGUGGGACGAGGAGGAAAAGGAGGGGAAGGAAGAGAAGGAGGGUGCCAAGAAAGAGGAGGAAGAUUGCCUUCCACCGGUCGCUUCUGCGAGGGCGUGGCACUCCUGCGCUAUCUGCCUCGAGGACAUGGCCGAUGAUCACCUGCACAUGCACCCCUCCUGCAGAUGCCUCCUGUGCCGCAACUGCCUCGAGAUCUCAUGCAAGCACUACGGCAGUGAUUCGUUGAUGUGUCCGCUGUGCAACCUACCUGUGAAAGCCGAAGGCGAGUUUGUGCCCCUGUCUCGGAUGAGCAACCAACGACACCGGUCAAGGCUGGUGACGGUACCCCUAGUGUUCAGCCAGGAGGGUGGCCAGCCUUGGCGGGCACCAACUCUGGUGCGAGUGCCUUGCCACUGUCCUGCUAGCCAUCUGUACACAGCUGCUGCUGCCCACCUCCCACCUGAGGCUUGCUUCACGCUGUCAUUGGUGGAUGCCUGGGGUCAGAGGUGUUCGCGCUGCCUGCCUGGCCGGUGUGGCGGCUGCGAGGUGGCCCGAGUGGGCUGGGUGUCACUACAGCCAGGUGACUGCCUGGCCCUGCGCUGCCUGGACGAUGAUGGGCCUCCCCGUUCAGACACGUGGCCUCGGCCGGCAACCAGUGGCACUGCUCGGCCAUCGGGAUCUCUUUCCCUAUACGACUGCCUACAGGCAUUCAGCGAAAGUGAGACUCUGGACGAGCACAAUCCAUGGUUUUGCCCUGUGUGCCACCGCAACCAGCGAGCGCGCAAGACUCUCUCGAUUUGGCGUUCUCCAGACACGCUCAUGGUCUACCUCAAGCGGUUUGUGUUUCACGAGUUCUCUGGCAGCAAGGUGGACGAACGGGUGGAUUUUCCUCUUGAGGCCCUCGACCUGGAGCCCUUUGUAUCGGGGCCUCAACCUCAGGCAGCGGAGAACCUCCUCUACGACCUCCACGCCUACAUAUGCCACAUCGGAGGGGUCAACUGCGGUCACUACACGGCGUACACACGCCACUGGACUACGGGCGAGUGGUACCACUACAAUGACGAGUCAGUCGGCAAGCAGCCCCCGCCUCGUCUGGAGGAACAGGCCCAUGCCUACAUCCUCUUCUACCAGCGACGCUCUACUGCCUCUGAAGAGGCGCUGGGUCUGCCCGGUCUGGAGCCAACGCUUCCCGAGCGAGGUGCAGCCACCGCCACAUUCUCUCUGGCGCCGAGACCGGGCACCGUGCAGCGCGUCCUGCGCCGCAUCGACCGCAGCCCUCCGCCGUCCCCUUGUGAUUCUCCACCCUCCCUGGAUACGGCCAUUGGCAAGGAAUGACCAGAAGCACUUGCCAUCUUUGCUGCCUCGUCCAAGUUGUCACAGGCCAGGAUCUUGAGCUUGCUGGUUGCAAUCAGGGCCUUGGCCUCGUCCACCUGAGUACCUGCAUCAUGCAAAAGAGGUUGUGUCGUAUGUGUCCAGCUGGCACCGUCUGCCGCCCCCAGUGCACUUGCCUGUGUUGGCUAGUGCAUCAGCAAGGAAGUGCAAGCGUCGUCUGCUCUCAGAGGAACACUUUCUCCUUGCUUUCUUCACCACAUUGGUGAGAAGCGACCUCCAAACAAUGUGUGCAGGCAGCAACUUUGUGAGACAGUGGACGAUUUUGUACUGAAUGUGUCGCAUACCAGCUGUGAUUAAUGCUUCAGCUUGAAAGCCUGCGAUAUUCUGCCGAGUUUUUGGUAGGCAAGCAAAGCAUUUGAGACCCUGUGUAAUUCCAGAUGCUUUAAUACUGCAGUUUAUCAGCUCAAUUGAAUCCAGGGGAAUGCAAAGUCUAGCUUCAACUAGCACCGUGCAAAGUGGAGUAACAACAUUCAUGUUGCGUUGUUCACACAGCUGAACUGCAGUCUGGGACUAUAAUGUUAAAAUAAUGGGCUGUCCUGGUUACCGUGCAUCUAAAUAUAUUAUUAGUGCGUGCUCCCACAUCACAGCACCAGUUCAUGUUAUUCCCGGUUUUCGGCUUUGCACUUUCCACCUCGGUUUUUGCAUAGUCUCGAAAGUAAAAGAAAAAAAAUUCAAUGAAAUAGCAAAUAAACCUUUGGAGCUUCAUGUGUGGGUCUAUUAAAGGGAAGCACUUUGCAAGCUA
Molecule: messenger RNA, 4017 nt
Organism: Dermacentor andersoni
Lineage: Eukaryota; Metazoa; Arthropoda; Arachnida; Ixodida; Ixodidae
Product: ubiquitin carboxyl-terminal hydrolase 11-like
Biological process (GO): protein deubiquitination
Molecular function (GO): cysteine-type deubiquitinase activity
Source: RefSeq, a predicted model, not a curated record